This is a messenger RNA of Merops nubicus (carmine bee-eater), 2951 nucleotides long. It is a transcript of the gene ADAMTS2, whose product is annotated as ADAM metallopeptidase with thrombospondin type 1 motif, 2. Gene Ontology annotation, molecular function: metalloendopeptidase activity; zinc ion binding. Lineage: Eukaryota; Metazoa; Chordata; Aves; Coraciiformes; Meropidae. The annotation marks the transcript as partial. Gene Ontology annotation, biological process: proteolysis; extracellular matrix organization. The transcript is spliced from 19 exons. The record is from RefSeq and is a predicted model, not a curated record.
CAGCUAACCUCACUGCUCUGGAGAGCCUGGGCAGUGCCUUGGGCUUUGUUGAAGAGCGGGUGCGUGGAUGGAGGCGGCGCUAUCGGAGGCACGCGACGGAGGACGAUUACAACAUCGAAGUCCUGCUGGGGGUUGAUGACUCAGUUGUUCAGUUCCAUGGGAAGGAACAUGUUCAGAAGUACCUGCUGACCCUGAUGAAUAUUGUUAAUGAAAUUUAUCAUGAUGAGUCGCUGGGUGCUCACAUUAACGUUGUCUUGGUGAGGAUAAUCCUGCUGAGCUAUGGCAAGUCUACGAGUCUGAUAGAGAUUGGGAACCCUUCACAAAGUCUGGAGAACGUGUGUCGCUGGGCCUACCUGCAGCAGAAGCCUGACACUGGGCAUGCAGAGUAUCACGACCAUGCUAUCUUUCUCACCAGGCAGGACUUUGGUCCCUCUGGCAUGCAAGGCUACGCUCCAGUCACUGGAAUGUGUCAUCCUGUUCGAAGCUGCACUCUCAACCAUGAAGAUGGUUUUUCAUCUGCAUUUGUGGUGGCUCAUGAAACUGGACAUGUUUUAGGCAUGGAGCACGACGGCCAAGGGAACAGAUGUGGGGACGAAGUCCGCCUGGGGAGCAUCAUGGCCCCCCUCGUCCAAGCCGCCUUCCAUCGCUUCCACUGGUCUCGCUGCAGCCAGCAGGAGCUGACCCGCUAUCUCCAUUCCUAUGAUUGCCUGCGUGACGACCCCUUCGAACACGACUGGCCGUCCCUCCCUCAGCUGCCAGGAAUUCACUACUCCAUGAACGAGCAGUGCCGCUUCGAUUUCGGGCUGGGCUACAUGAUGUGCACAGCUUUCCGUACGUUCGAUCCCUGCAAGCAGCUGUGGUGCAGCCACCCCGAGAACCCCUACUUCUGCAAAACAAAGAAAGGGCCUCCGCUGGACGGGACCAUGUGUGCACCAGGCAAGCAUUGCUUUAAAGGUCACUGCAUCUGGCUAACACCAGACAUCCUGAAGCAGGAUGGACACUGGGGGGCCUGGAGUAAGUUUGGCUCUUGUUCUCGGACCUGUGGCACGGGGGUGAAGUACAGGACAAGGCAGUGUGACAACCCACAUCCUGCCAAUGGAGGCCGCACGUGCGUGGGGCCGAGCUACGAGUUCCAGCUGUGCAACACUCAGGACUGUCCGAAGGACUUCGAAGAUUUCAGAGAGGAGCAGUGCAGGCAGUGGGAUCCUUACUUUGAGUAUCAGAACAUGAAACACCACUGGCUCCCCUAUGAGCAUGUCGAUGCUAAGGAAAGGUGCCACCUGUACUGUGAAUCAAAGGAGAUGGGGGAUGUGGUGUAUAUGAAGAGGAUGGUGCACGAUGGGACCCGCUGCUCCUACAAAGACCCUUACAGCAUCUGCGUGCGGGGAGACUGCUUGAAAGUUGGGUGCGACAGGGUCAUAGGUUCCACGAAGCAGGAAGAUAAGUGUGGUGUUUGUGGAGGAGAUAAUUCCCACUGCAAAGUGGUAAAAGGAACAUUUUCAAGAGUACCAAAGAAACAAGGGCACAUUAAGAUGUUUGAAAUUCCUGUUGGUGCGAGACAUUUACUUAUACAGGAAACAGACGCCACCAGCCACAAUCUUGCAAUUAAAAAUCGUGAAACAGGGAAAUACAUUCUGAGUGAAGACAACUAUGUGCCAGACUCUAAAGUGUUUAUUGCCAUGGGUGUGGAGUGGGAAUAUCGGAACGAUGAUGACAGAGAAACCGUGCAGACCAUGGGGCCGCUGCGUAACGGGAUAGUUAUUCUGGUGAUUCCUCAUGGUGGUGCCAAGAUAUCUUUGACCUAUAAGUACAUGAUCCAUGAAGAUUCCUUGAAUGUAGAUAACAACAAUGUUUUGGAAGAGGACUCGGUGUCGUAUGAAUGGGCUUUGAAGAAAUGGUCCCAGUGUUCAAAACCUUGUGGAGGAGGCUACCAGUUCACAAAAUACGGCUGCCGGAGGAAGACCGACCACAAGAUGGUCCAUCGGAGUUACUGCGAGUUGAUCCAAAAGCCCAAACCCAUCCGCAGGGUGUGCAACCUCCAGGAGUGCUCCCAGCCCAUAUGGGUUACAGGAGAAUGGGAGCCUUGCAGCAAGAGCUGUGGGAAAACAGGAUACCAAGUGAGAUCCGUGCGGUGUAUCCAGCCCCUGCACGACAACACCAAUCGCUCUGUUCACACCAAGUACUGCAACAACGACCGCCCAGAAGGCAGGAGGCCUUGCAACAGGGAGCUUUGCCCAGCACAGUGGAGAACAGGCCCCUGGUCACAGUGUUCUGUCAGCUGUGGCAAUGGCACACAGGAUCGCCCAGUCCUGUGCCGGACCAGGGACAAUGCUAUUGGCCUUUGCAAAGAAAGUAAACCAGAGACUGUAAGGAUUUGCAGACUACCUCCAUGUCCAAGAAACGUUUCUGAUCCUUCAAAGAAAACCUACAUGAUACAAUGGCUGUCAAGACCUGAUCCAGACUACCCCAUCCAGAAAAUAUCUUCAAAAGAACAUUGUCAAGGAGACAAGUCCAUGUUUUGUCGCAUGGAGGUUCUCUCCCGUUACUGCUCCAUUCCUGGUUACAACAAGCUCUGUUGCAAGUCCUGCAACACGUACAGCAACAUAACAGAGGGAGGCAACGUCACCGAUGCUAACCUCAGGAAGAACAAUGACAUUGAGGAGGAGCUCCUGACAACCCUCAGCCCUCCCACGGGAGUGUCCACCACGCAGCCUGCCACCCGCCCUCCUCUUGUUCCCAGAACACAAGCACCCCCCUCCAACACGACCGAGGAGCACCCCGAGGUCAAUGCAGUGGACGUUCCCUACAAGAUCGACGGGCUGGAUAACGAAGUGUCACAGCACAACAUCAUCACACAGAGGAGGAUACCUUACGAAAAGACAAGGAAUCAAAGAAUUCAGGAGCUGAUUGCUGAGAAAAGGAGAAGAGAGACUCUUAGAAAAAUAAACUAA